Molecule: messenger RNA, 1494 nt
Organism: Sphenostylis stenocarpa
Lineage: Eukaryota; Viridiplantae; Streptophyta; Magnoliopsida; Fabales; Fabaceae
Source: the annotation of a GenBank genome assembly
AUGAUGAAAAAGGGUAGAUCAGUAGGCAGCAAAGUUGUGAGAGCCCCUGCAAAGUGCAAUCUAAAGACAGGAUCCAUAGGGGUGAGAAAUUCUCCCAAGAGAACAAAUAAGUUGGACCACAAAGCAAGAGGAUACAGUGAAGAGUUGUUGACUGAUAAAGAAAAUCAACAUCUUCUGUUUAAAGAACAUAUGAGUACGUGCCCAGAACCUCUGAACAAAGAUACUUUUAUUUCAGAAAAGAAAGCGGAUAUUGAACUUCAUCCUGGAGAAAUGCUCACUUCCUCAAAAAUCAAGUUACAGCUUUUCCCAAUUAAUGAAGGAACUCGGAUAGGACUUGAACAGGAUGGGCAUAAUCCUUAUUUGGAACUCACACUACGAGGUCGAAAAAAAAUAUCUUCAAUAUUAAAACACCUUGGAAAGAAGUGGGGAAGUUCUAGUAUGGCCAAAGGGGAGCUUAUACUUUUCCCAUAUAAUAUAAUGGAAAAUCUUUCUGACAGCAGAAGGUGGACUAUUAAUGACAGUGACGCAACAGCCUCUGCUGUUUAUGCUGCUGUAGGAAGCCCUUCAAUUUUCCGGUUGAAGUAUGGCUGGUUCUACAUACAUGAACCCAGAUCUUCUGGUAUACCAUCCACACCAACUUCCUAUAAGCCUGUUGUAGCUGGAGGAGGCAAUGCUAAUUUAGAGGAGACUUUAUGUGGUGAACAGGACAUGGUUGAGACGAGCAAAGAAUACAAAGCAACUGAUGUGGGCAGCGCAGUUGGUGAGCCAAGAGUAAGUAGUGAUGUUCAACAGUCAUCAUCUCCAUGGCUUGAUAGUCUAAGCAAUAUAAGCAUUGGGGCCUUCCUGUCUGAAGCAUCAUUGUUUGGUGGGCUUGAUCCAAAAUCAUUUGCUGGCAUACAGCCGUGUGAUAUAACUUCCGAUUCAUUGGAUGCUUUUAUUGCCGCUCAAAUUAAUAAUCGUCCAGUUUCAAGACUAAGUGGUGAAGACUUGCGCACAUCCAUAUUGGAUGCUGAAGAAACAUGUCAUGCAUUUCCUCUUCAAAAGUUAUCUUCCCCAACAGAUGUGCUGACAAGUGGAAGAAAGGAUUAUUCAGUGGCAUGCAAUCAGGAUGUUUCUUCAAACUUGUUAAAGUUGUCGAAUACAGACAAGUGUUGCAUUGGGUCUGGUACGGAUAUUGGGCUUCAAAUCGAUGAGGGAAUGAGACAUGUUUCUAUAGGGGACUAUGUAGUCGUAUGGAAGCUUCGUUAUCCAUCAUUACUCAUAGUUUCUCGUGGCUUUGUCAAGGUCAAUGAUCAAGAUGGACCUUCACCAAAUCCUCCAUCCGGCAAGACUCAGACAGACCAGUUACUUUCUUCACGCCCAUAUGAUGAUGAAAGAAGUCUUGGGUUAACAAACAUCAAUUGGAAUGAUUCUAUGGGACCUUUUGAUCUUGGCAUGCCAGCUAAGAAGCCUAUUGGCGGAGACAGUAUCAGCAUUGGCGGAUUAGUUAAAUAG